AUGCUUUUCGGACGGAUACUCAACCAUGUCCUUGGCGUUGCAGAGGUGUUUUCCAGAGUGCACGGCUCUUCUGGGGGCCUGGGAGAGAAAGCCAAUCUCUCCAUCACUCUCCCUUUUGCCGUGCGCAGCGCCAUUGAAGCAACAUUGAGCCUUGAGGACAGCAUCGGCGCCAAGUGCGCUGGGGUCAACCUCUACCUUAAAGGGGUGAGCGAAGUUCGGGGCCGAGAGCACAGGCGCACCACAGAGGAGGACUUUAGUGGCUUCGAACGCGAGAUGACAGUUAUCAGACCAACGAAAAGGGGAUUUGGUGCUUGUCAGACUAAUGGCGUGAAAGCAGAAGUGACUUGUGGACUGGCACCACUAAACCCAAGGAUCGUCGGAGGUGACGAUGCCCCGGCCGGCAUGUGGCCUUGGCAAGUCACCAUGCACUAUAAUGGGAGACACAUCUGUGGGGCGACUGUGAUCCAUGAGGAAUGGGUGCUCACGGCAGCCCACUGCAUCCCAAGCACUGAUCUUGAGCGUUGGCUCCUCUUCUUUGGAAAACUGAAUCAGAGCGAGACCAGUCCCAAUGAAGUCAACCGCACGGUGACCCAGAUCAUUGUUCAUCCUGACUACAAUAACAUAACAAUUGACAACGACUUAACACUCAUGAAGCUUAGCAGUCCCCUCAAUUACACUGAAUUCAUCAGACCCAUCUGCUUGGCAAGUAAUGCAAGUCAAUUCAACGACGGCAUCUCGUGCUGGAUCAGCGGCUGGGGCAGACUGGGGGCUGAAGAGCCAAAUGUGGGCUUUGAAAGGCUACAAGAGGUUGAGGUUCCAAUAGUUGGAAACAACCAAUGCCGCUGCAACUACGCUCUGUUCGACAUUGCGGUCAACAGCAAUAUGUUAUGUGCUGGGGAGGAGGGUAAAGGAGCAUGCCAGGGUGAUUCAGGCGGUCCCGUGCAAUGUAAACAAGGCUCAAGGUGGAUCCAAGCGGGCCUGGGCAGUUUCGGAAUACCAUGCGCUAACGAGGGUUUCCCAGAGGUGUUUGCUCGCGUGUCGUUUUUCCAGGACUGGAUUACAGCGCAAGUGGAGGGGGCCAACAUUAGUUUUGUAACCUACACCUCGCGCGGUGUUGACCAUGAUGCCAACUUUGUAUGUCUAUCAUCAUCCACGACACUUCUUUCGAGUCUUAGCCUCUUGCUCUUGGCUAAACACCGGCAAGGAGACCGAUAUUCGACAAGUGGCUGUCUUCCGACGGAGCACGCCGCUCUGGCCAAUCUGGCAGGCCGCUGGCGGGGCGGGCAGGCGGCCCUGAGCACGAUUGCCCGACGGCGGGACUUUUGGCGAACGCAGAGCAGAGCCUUGCCCCGAAUACACCGCGGCGAGACGGCCGGGGCGGGCAGAUAUAACACUGGUACGAACCACUCAUCUCGGGUUCAACUCAUCGUGCACUUAGGCGGCCAGCCGGACUGA
Nerophis lumbriciformis (worm pipefish) is the source of this 1455-nucleotide messenger RNA. The record is from RefSeq and is a predicted model, not a curated record. NCBI's taxonomy places the organism in Eukaryota, Metazoa, Chordata, Actinopteri, Syngnathiformes, Syngnathidae.